AUGACCACGUACACCCAAAGAUCCAUGAUGAGCGGCGGCCUCAGCACCGGGGGAUCAUCCUACGGCAGAGGCAUGAGCUCCUUCAGCAUGUCGGGAGGAGCAGGAGGUGGUGGUAUCAGGGUCUCCAAGGCCAGCAGGAGCUACUCCUCUGGUGGUGGCGGCGGCUAUGGCUUCGGUGGUGGAGCGGGUGGCGGUGGAGGUUUCGGCGGAGGUUUCGGCUCAGGUGGCGGAGGAGGUUUCGGCGGAGGUUUCGGCUCAGGUGGCGGAGGAGGUUUCGGUGGCGGCGCAGACGACAGCAACGCCAUCGGCAACGAGAAGUUCGCCAUGCAGAACCUGAACGACCGCCUGGCGACCUACCUGGCCAAGGUGGCGGCGCUGGAGAAGUCCAACGGGGAGCUGGAGCUGAAGAUCCGUCAGUUUGUGGAGAGCAAGACCGGCCCCAGCAGCAGGGACUACAGCGCCUACUACACUACCAUCGCAGAGCUGCAGGGCAAGAUCCAGGAGGCCAUCUUGGCCAGAGGUUCAGUUAUGCUGAACAUCGACAACGCCAAGCUGGCCAUGGACGACUUCAGAAUGAAGUUCGAGAACGAGCUGUCGAUGCGUCAGUCGGUGGAGGCCGACAUCGCCGGGCUGAAGAUGCUGCUGGGAGAGCUGGGCGUCGCCAAGAACGACCUGAACAUGCAGAUCGAGAGCCUGACCGACGAGCUGGUGACCAUGAGGAAGAACCACGAGGAGGACCUGUUGGCCAUGCGGUCUCAGAUGAGCGGCCAGGUGAACGUGGAGGUGGACGCCGGUCCUCAGCAGGACCUCAGCAAGGUGAUGGAGGAAAUGAGAGAACACUACGAGGCCAUCAACGCCAAGAACAACAAAGAACUGGAGGCCUGGUACCAGAGCAAGUCCGAGAUGAUCAGUAAGGAGGUGGAGAUCGCAGCGGUAGAGGUUAAAUCUACGACGUCGGUGGUGAAGGAUGUGAAGAGUCAACUUCAGGCUCUGGAGAUCGAACUACAGUCACAGCUGAGCAUGAAAUUGUCUCUGGAAGGCCAGCUGGCAGAGAUCCAGAACCGGUACUCCAUGCAGCUGUCGGGGUACCAGAUGCAGGUGACCAGCAUGGAGGAGCAGCUGGUCCAGCUGAGGGCCGACCUGGAGAGACAGGGACAGGAGUACCAGAUGCUGCUGGACAUCAAGACCAGACUGGAGAUGGAGAUCGCCGAGUACAGGAGGCUGCUGGACGGAGAGGGCUCUGCCGGAUCUUUGUCAUCCUCCUCCUCCUCCUCCGUCACCACCACCACUGUCGUCACAAAGGUCAUCGAGGAGACCAUCUGAGGACCAAAAGUCAGUCUGACUUCGGUGGGCGUAGCCAGAUCUCAACCUAUCGCCUUCCUGCUUGCUGCUUUGGGAACGUGAUGAAGAGCGUCUCUCCUCUUCAUCUCUGCGGAUCUUUAACUUCACU
Molecule: messenger RNA, 1450 nt
Organism: Anoplopoma fimbria (sablefish)
Lineage: Eukaryota; Metazoa; Chordata; Actinopteri; Perciformes; Anoplopomatidae
Product: keratin, type I cytoskeletal 13-like
Exons: 7
Coding region: 1-1323 (440 amino acids)
Molecular function (GO): structural molecule activity
Source: RefSeq, a predicted model, not a curated record